ACUCUGCAUUCUACUUCUUGGCUUUUUCGUACCACUCUGGUGCAGUGAUGCUGCACGUGGAUUUAAACGGAACUUCAGGAAUGAGCCAUUCGGUGUGAGCAAAAGUCUGAAAAAUGGGGGACUAUUUCCCUCGACUUUUAAUGUCGCGACGAAGGCCGACAUUUACGUCAACGCGACGUGUGGAGAGGAUGGACCUGAGACAUUCUGCAAGCCCUCGGAAUCGUCGAGGUGCGCCGUCUGCGAUGCCAGGAGUCCGGAUCCUGGGAAAAGGCAUAAUAUCAGUAAUGUUCUUAAUCCUGAUCCUGGAAAAUGGUGGCAGAGUCCGACAUUAGCCAGAGGAGAACGAUUCGAAUUCGUUGCAAUCGUCUUGGAUCUCAAACAGGUUUACCAAAUUGAGAACGUAAUUGUGAAGUCAGCGAAUUCACCGCGACCCGCGGCGUGGAUCCUGGAGAGGUCAGUCGACGGUGAAGAAUUUCGUCCGUGGCAGUAUCAUGCACCCAGCGACGAGGAGUGCUGGUCCAGGUACUCUGUUCCGCCUGUCACUAAGCCCAUUUACAUCGCCGAUGAUGAGGUCAUAUGUACCAGCAUAUAUUCACGUCAAACGCCCAUGGAAAAUGGCGAGAUUCAUAUACAACUGACGAGUGGUCGGCCGGGUGGUCAGAAUCACAGUGAAACACUCCAGGAGUUCACUCAAGCCAGAUAUGUACGGAUAAGCCUCCAGGGUUUGAGGAGAGGCGGUGGUGCUUUGGCUGACAGACGACGGGCAUUCUACUCGAUAAAAGAGAUCAGCAUUGGUGGUAGAUGUUUGUGCUCGGGUCAUGCAUCCCGCUGCCGUUACAGCGCACGACAUGGGCAUCAGGAAUGCGAGUGCGAGCGUCACACAUGUGGAGAGAGAUGUGACAAGUGUUGUCCAAUGUUCAAUCAAGUAACUUGGAAGCCAGGCACCUCUGGCAAGGGUUUUCAUUGUGAAAAAUGCAAUUGCAAUGGUCAUGCUAGCUCCUGCCGUUACGAUCCGGAGAUAGCGGAGAGACGAAUGUCCCUCGAUAUCCGGGGAAAGUAUCGUGGUGGUGGUGUAUGCAUAAAUUGCACGGAUCACACAACGGGAAUAAAUUGUGAAAAGUGUCAAGUGGGGUAUUACAGGCCUAACGGAAUACCAAUCGACGAUCCGUCUCCCUGUGUACCCUGCGAUCACUGCAACAUGAAGGGAAGCACUGGAUUUUGUACACCCGACGAGACUUAUCCAGGAAAAGUAGCAGGUGCUUGCGAAUGUAAACCAGGCUACUCAGGCUUCAGAUGUGACCAGUGUGCAGCGGGUUAUCGUCAGUUUCCUGACUGCAUGCCCUGUCCCUGCGAUCCACGGGGUAUUCUACCAUCGCACGACUGCGAAGGUGAUUGUUUGUGCAAAGCAAAUGUCGAGGGGGAGCUCUGUGAUGACUGCAAGCCCGGAUUUUUUUCUCUGACGCGAGAUAAUCUCGAGGGGUGUCUCAAGUGCGAUUGUUUUGGCAUGGCCACUGACUGCAGAGCUGCUAAACUCGUCUACCAAACCAUAUCCAGUUUGGAUGGCUGGUUAGUAACAGACGUGAAUGCGUCGAGGUCAAUUGUACCCGGAUUGGAUCCAGACAACGGAUGGCUGACACUUGCAUCCUAUGAGGUUGAAUAUGAGAGUCCAUUUUGGCUAGCACCCAAGAUCUAUGCCGGAAAUCGUCUGUCUUCGUACGGGAGUAAUCUCACUUAUGCUGUAACAUGGAUUGUCAUGCGUGGUGACACAAGCGGUAAACCGACCACUGAGCCAAACGUCAUUUUAGUGGGGAAGAAUGGAAUGAAAAUAGCGUAUGGCGAGGAGCAAUACGGUGGUCAGGAGGCUGAGAUUUCCGUGCCGCUUCGAGAGGAAGGAUGGUUUCAUAUUGAGACUGAAGUGAAAAAUAUUCAAGUGAGACCCAGGAGGACUGAGUAUGUGGGGAGGCCUGUUUCCAGGGCCCAGAUGUUGAGAGUCCUUGCUGAUGUUGAAUAUGUCAUGAUCAGGGCGCAGUACCACUCGGAACAGGCUGAGGGAAGCUUGGUGUCCGUGGUUCUACCAAUUGGUGAAAAAUCGAAUGAGGGAGUCGAAACAUUCGUGGAGCAGUGCACGUGUCCCGAGGGAUAUGCGGGAUUAUCCUGCGAGUAUUGUGCCUGGGGAUAUGUCCAAGUGAUUUUAAAUGGGAGUGAUCAUCAGGAUCAUUACGAGUGCAUCAAGUGUGACUGCAAUGGCCAUGCUGGGUCCUGUGAUCUUGUUAUGGGUGUAUGUACAAUUUGUGAGCACCACACAACGGGGCCCAAGUGCGAUCGUUGUGCACCAGGAUAUUACGGUGAUGCAACCAGGGGAAACCCAGAUGACUGUAAACAGUGCGCAUGUCCUCUGACCAUAGCUACCAACCAAUUCAGCCCUAGCUGUCAGCUGGACGAUCCUAGAAAUCCAUUUGGAAAUUAUGUAUGCACACAAUGUCCUGUUGGAUACACUGGUGACCAUUGCGAAAGCUGUGAUCUCGGUUACUUCGGCGAUCCAACAAAGCCUGGAGGCACUUGCGAGUCCUGUCCCUGCAAUGGAGGUACCUGCGACCAGGAAACUGGUCGGUGUUUGGAAUGCCGAGGGAAUACCGAGGGCUGGCGAUGCGACAGAUGCAAGGAGGCACACUAUGGGGAUCCUCUAGACCAAAGUUGCCUACCCUGCAGUUGCAAUCCUGAGGGCAGCAUCUCACGAUUAUGUGACUCAGUUAGUGGCCAGUGCCUGUGCAAGCCUCUGUUCACUGGUCGUGACUGCUCCACCUGCAUCGAGGGCUAUGGCAAUGUAACUGCUGGCUGUCGUGAGUGUAACUGUGAUGUGGGUGCUAUCACCAGUGUUUGUGAUCAAAUAAGUGGUAGCUGUGUAUGUGCACCAGGCGUCAACGGAGACAAGUGUGAUGUGUGCGAGAAGGAUCAUUAUGGAUUGUCCAUCGAUGGCUGCAAGGGAUGUCGAUGUAAUAUGAUUGGAUCGACUUCUUCGGCGUGUGAUAUUGUCUCGGGACAAUGUCUCUGCAAGCCUAAUAUCAUUGGAAGACAGUGUCAUCAGUGUCAGGUCGGUCACUGGGGCAUGACAAGUGGAGCUGGAUGUGUCCCCUGCGGUUGUGACACCAUGGGCUCCACCAACGUCUCCUGCCACCACGACACCGGGGAUUGUUAUUGUCGACCUGGUGUGGGUGGUGCACGCUGUGACAAUUGUUUAUCGGGCUAUUACGGAUUUUCAGAGAAUGGCUGUCAAGUGUGUGAUCCCUGCACAAAACCCGGCCACGUGUGUGAUCCAGACACUGGCAGAUGUGUCUGUCCACGUCUGACAUUUGGAGAGCACUGCGAUCGUUGCAGACCGGACUCAUACGAUCUGAUACCAGGAAUCGGAUGCAAGGCAUGCUCCUGCACCCUGGGCUCCACUAGGUCUCAAUGUGAUUUCAGUGGUCAGUGCCCAUGUAGAGUUGGCUUCGAGGGUCUCAGGUGUGAUCGAUGUGCAACUGGAUAUUAUGGAUACCCCAAGUGCAAGCCUUGUAACUGUCAUGCUGGGGGUACCAUCAAGUGCGGUGAUGGAUUGUGUCAUUGUGAUCAGAAUGGACAGUGUCCUUGCAAGGAGUAUGCCCUGGGGAGACAGUGCAAUCAGUGCAAGGAGGGAACAUUCGGCCUGUCCGAGGACAACCCUAAGGGCUGCACCGAGUGCUUCUGCUUCGGGAGAUCAACCCUUUGCCAUCAGGCUGGUCUCACCUGGGGCCAGAGACGACUCACCAGGUCUCGAUUACUUCGCAUCAACGAGUCUGCCAAUGACGUAAUUAUCUCGAAUUAUGGGUACUCUGUCGCCCUCCCGGCCUUCAAUGGCGGCUUAAACGUGACCAAUGGAUUAUCAAUAAUUCCUGGGAGCGGAGGUGACGUCAUUCUACCGGCAAAUCUCUAUUACAGUUAUCCGUUGUACUGGCAAUUACCGGAGUCUUUCCUCGGGGACAAGGUCGUAUCGUACGGUGGAUUUUUGAGAUUUAAAACAUCGGCAGUGGGGGGAAUCCCACUUAGAUCUAGUCUUCAAUAUCCAUUGGUUCAAAUUCAGGGGAAUGACAAAAUCAUACUGGAAUAUUACCAGCAUUUACCGGUUAACGACAACAAUUUCAAGAUCAGAUUUCACGAGUCCCUCUGGCAAAUUCAAAAUCGUCCGGACUACAAAGUAUCCCGGGAAGUGCUGAUGGUGGCCCUCCAAGACAUCCAGCACAUAUUCCUCAAGGCCUCUGACCACUCGGAAUUCCAGGAAGCCCAACUGCUUGAGGCUUCAUUGGAUGCUGCUGUACUCACUCCCACCCACACACCACCACUGGCAACGGGAAUUGAAAUUUGCGAGUGUCCAACUGAGUACAACAACACGUCCUGCCAGGAUCCAAGUAUCGGUUAUUAUCGGUGGUACAACAACGAAACAACAACAGCCACGAUUGUAAUCGAUCUGGUGGGCCAAGCGAGGCCAUGCCAGUGUAAUGGCAGAUCGGAAAUAUGUCACAUUGAAACCGGUUAUUGUCUGAAUUGUCGAGAAGAUACAGCGGGAGAAUUUUGUCACGUGUGUGCUGAGAGUUUUCAUGGGGAUCCGGAUCAAGGGGGAUGUCAGCCCUGUCCCUGUCCUCAUGCUGACAAGAGAUUCUCCAAGGGGUGUGUCCUGAGAGGUGGUGAAGCUGUCUGUCACUGCAAACCUGGUUACACUGGCUCCAGGUGCGAGCGCUGCUCCUACGGUUUUUACGGCUACCCAGGUCGCCCCAAUGGCACAUGCACCCCCUGCAAUUGCAAUCCAGCAGGUAGUGCCUCAGACGAGUGCGACGAAGAAACCGGACAAUGCAAUUGUCGUCCAGGCUCCACAGGAAGAGAUUGUUCUCAGUGCACAGCAGAACGCCACGUCUUCAUCAACAGCAUAUGCACCUCGUGCAACGAUAAUUGCACAGGUCUCCUCCUGGACGAUCUCUCCCAACUCUUAUCAAACCUCACCUCAGAGACAACCCACAUCGCCAACGGAUACAUCCCACCCCCCUGGGUGGAGCUGACAUACAUAAACUCGAAUGGAACCGAAUUAUUCAUGGAAAUCGAGCGAAUCGAUCGCCUAAAAUCUCAGCUGAAGGUCAUCCCCAGGAGCGACUACGAGACCCUGAAGAUAAAAUCUGAGAAUCUUCUCAAAAAAUUCUCUGAGGUGAGUGGCGCUUCGUGGGAGCUGAAACCUAAAGCCGAGGACUUUAAAAACAAUAUCUUCAGUUCUCACGUGGAAGUGAGAAAUCUGCGAGACCUCCUGGAGGCAAUAACCACUCAAUUACUGCAUUACGGAGACGACGUGAAGAAGGUAGGGAUCAAGAAGUCCCUGAAGGAGGCAAGAAUGAUUCUGAAUUACCUGAAGAGUGUCAAUCUCACCCAGAGGACGAUGGAGUGCCAGAGACUUGUGGAUGAGGCGGAGGACUACAUCGACUGGUUAAAUGGACAGCUGGACCUGGUGGAGCCCCUGGCGAGGGCAAAGGGCAGGGCCCAGAGGAUCCAGAUGAAGGCUGAGGACAUCAGACGCCUCCUCGAGAACAACAUGGAGACUCUCUUCCAAUACGACUCAUUAUUCAAUCAAAUCAAUGGAAGUUACGCAGGAGUGAAAAUUUUGAACGAUAAUAUCCGAAUUCUCACUGCUGACACUGCGGGAACAAUCGAGGAAGGGAUUACGAUGAACGAGGAGGUGAAAGGAUUCAUCCUGGACAGUCAUAACAACUUUCAGGCAAUCCCUGGGCUCAAGGAGAGCCUCGACAACUCCACGGAGAAGCUCACCAUCAAAGAGGGCAUCCUCUAUCGUCUGAACUACGAGUAUCAGGACAAAUACGUGACUAAAGCCGUAGAGCACUCCCAGAAUUUAUCGGAUUAUGUGGAUCGUUAUGUGGCCCUGUUCGACAGGACUCGAACGCAAGCAGCAAACCCCCUGAAGGCAGUCGAGGCUUACAAGAAUAUCGUGGAGAAUCUCCAGGGAGCGAGAGUGGCAGCAACUGCUGCCAAAGAAACUGCAUACGAGGCGUACUACAAGGUCUAUCCAAAUGGUCCAAAAGAUAAAUCUUUACUGGAUGCAGCAGCCGAAAUGUCAGAGUUCUCUGCAACUCAACUGGACAUCGCUCUGGGCCUGAAGGACCCUCUGGCCACUACCCAGUCGACCCUCCAUACUCAUCAGCACUCUGUCCAGGAUCUCAAGUCCUCUCUGAACUCCACUGGUAUCAGGGACAAUCAGAUCAAUAUUAAAUUGAGAGAACUGCAAUCGUCUGCAACACAGCUGGAGGAAACCAUCCAUGAUAUCACGUCCACACAUCAGGGCCUCCUGGACUCCAUUCAACAGUCAGAGACUCUCAUCGAGGAUUACAAUGUGGGGAUUCAGGAGAAUUUACUGCCCCAGUUGUCCUCGUUGAAGCAGGAGGGGGAUUCAAAAAUAUCUCUUGCCAGUGAGCAAAUCACAGAGGCACUGUCAAAUGUCAAAAAAGCUGACGCCAAACUCAUCUCCCUGGCUCACGCCUCCCAGAGGGGGCAGCUGGAAUUCUCCAAGUGGAAUAAAACCCUCUCGGAGAAGCUCAAGACACUGAAGGAUAAAAUAGCCGAGGCUAGAAAUACAGCUGAGGGAAUUCGAGUAUCACUUAAGUCUGCGGAGAAUAAAAAAUGCAUAAGAUCGUUCAGAUCGUCAACUAUCCAGCCGUCCAGCACUAAUAAUAUCAUCAUUACCCUGGCCCUCACACAUCGCAAAACAGAGGGGGCCCUAUUUUAUCUCCCCAGCAGUAUUAAUGACGAUUUCCUCGCGAUCGAGCUCUUCGAUUCUAAAGUGAGAUUUUUGUGGAACGUUGGAGGAGGCACUGGUGUGAUCGUCCACCCCGAGGAGUUGACGUAUGGAGAUCCCCAGAAUGACGAGUCAUGGUACAGAAUUGAGGCUGAGCGUGUGAGAAACGUGGGAAAAUUAACAGUGAGAAAACAGGUGUCACCCGGUGGAAUAAUUGUUUCUAAUACAACAAAUCCACAAUUCUCGAUGUUCGAUGUUGCCACGACAGACAGAAUUUGGCUGGGUGGCUCACCAGCCUCACAACGUCGUCCCUCUGAGCUACUGGCAGCCAACGGACUACCAGGUUGCGUUCACCAGGUGCUUCUCGAUAACAAACAGAUUGGACUGUGGAAUUUCAUCACAUCGGCACCCGAUAAAGCCUGCAAGGCAUGUGUAGAGGGAGUCGAGGAGACGAGAAACGAGUUGUCUUACAGUUUCAAUGGUGAGGGAUAUUCUGUCAGGAGCAGAGUGCCCUCGGGGCCCUACAAUAAGUACACGUUUGGUGUUUCCCUCACCUUCAGGAGCUUCGACGAGUCCGCUCUACUCUUUCUCGCGAUUAACGAAGAAACCAAUCAACACGUUAUGAUUUAUCUCAAAGAGGGACGAGUUGUUCUUCAGAUUGAUUACGGUGGAAAUAUCUCCCUGGAGAUGUCAUCGACGUUUAAAUACAAUAAUGGCAAUUGGACGAAGAUCGACGCUUUCAGGCAGUAUCAGUUGAGAAAGAGCAUUGAGAAAUGCUCAUUGAGUGUUGGAGAGCAUGAUAAAAAAAUUGGUGCACCUGCCACUCAACCGAAGAAGGAGGAUAUACCAGAUUUUUCAGGUGCCAAGUAUUACUUCGGAGGAUUGCCCCCCAGUUUCAGGGGGGAGAGACUUCUCUUGCCUCAUCAGGUGUCAUUCCUGGGGUGCAUGAGUAAUAUAAAUGUGCAGGAGGGAUAUGAUCCCAUGGCUGAGGUGUUCUAUGGGGUCGAGCCCUCGUGCUCCAACAAACCAAUGAAGAUCGUUGGAUUUUAUGGGGAUGGAUACCUGGAGUACAGAUCAUUUCCUCUGAAGAAAAAAUCUGGAAAUGUUACUGUAUCCUUCAGGACGAUGCAGCAGGAGGCUGCUAUUAUUUUAUCGACCUUCCAGGGACAGGAGGGACAGGAGGACGCUGUGAAUACUGUUGGAGGUGAAGAAAAGGAUAAUUAUUACUCAAUUGCUCUGGUGGACGGACGGGUACAGGCGAGGGUGAAUGCAGGACUGGGCGAGCUGGUGCUCCAGUCCAACAGUAGUUUCAACGAUGGAAAAUAUCACACUGUCACCAUCAUGAAGAGGAGAAAGAGUGUGGAGUUGAGGGUUGACGAUGCAUAUCAGGAUGCUGGUGUUUUGGCAUCGGCUGCUGCUGUCAGGGCACCUGAAUUUGGUGGGCUAUUCUUCGGGGGACUCCCAGCUCUCAUCAAUAAUACCAAAAUGAUUGGAUCUGUGGUGCCUCUUUAUGGUGCCAUCAAGGAGGCCAUCUUUAAUGAGGAGGUGGUGAGCUUUCAGGAGGCUGUGAGCUUUGAGCACGCGUUUAUUGGAAGAUCUGGACCUGUCAUGGGAAGGGAAACGACGAAUUACAUGCCAUCGGCAUCGUUGGCCAGGGGUAUGUCCACAGAGCCUGAGGGUUGUCAGAAAGUUCCUUACUACUCACUGGAACCUGGUGCAUUAAAAUUCGGGGACAAACAGCACAGCCAUACCCAGCUCUACCUGAAUUUUAAAAAAUUCUGGGAGAAGAAGUACGUCAUUGAGUUUGAUUUCAGGACGUACUAUCCCAAUGGGCUUUUGUUUAUCACACCUGGGAUCAAGAGGAGGCAGUACCUUAUGGUCGUCGUCAAGGACUCAAUGCUAAGUCUCGUUGUCAAGAGCAAGCAGAAGAAGGAGAUCGUUUUCAGGACACCUUUUAAUGACGGCAAUUGGCAUCGGGUUGUCAUUAGUCACGAGGAGAGGAAACUCACUCUUGUUGUUGAUGCACAGAGCCCCAAGGUCAUCAAGGUUCCAAGGAAGAUGGGACUGGAGUCUAUGAUGUACAUUGGGGGAUUGCCUGAGAGUGGAACACGUUUUCCUGAUCAGGUGGUGGCUAAACUGGAAACCCUUAAGGGGUGCAUCAGGGGGCUGAAGGUCAAUGGAAAUGUCUACGACAUGGUGGGCUCGACGUCGAGGCCCUUCAACGUCGGCCAGUGUUUUCCAAGUGUUGAGAGUGGUGCGUACUUCCAGGAUGACGCGUACGCGGUUUACAAGAGGGAAUUUGAGCUGGGAGCUGUUCUGGAACUCCAGCUGGAAUUCAGAACUUCUGAGUUGUCUGGGGUUCUGUUGAGUAUAUCAGCACCUGGAGGCAGCCCAUCGCUGUCGUUGGAGAUUAAUGCUGGAAAGAUCGUGAUGGCUGGUGAUCCUGGGGAUCGAAAUCCAACGCUGGUCGAGCAGAGCUUUGGCAGUGCCUAUACCAUUUGUGAUAAUCGGUGGCACAAAAUUCAAGCGGUUUACAAUGAGGAGGAGCUCACACUCAAGGUCGAUGAGCUAGAUCAGAGAUUUGGACUGCCUGCCGGUGGGGAUGGGGGAUUCCUCGCGGAGGCUGCCAGCUUUCCACUGUAUAUUGGAGGACUACCAGCAUCGGCACCUAAAGGCACUCUUCUCACUCGUGAUCAUUUCCACGGGUGCAUACGAAACGUAAUGAUCGGAGGUGAACGACGGGACUGGACUGACAUGGCGGAAUUACACAACAUCCACUUGAGCUCCUGUCCAGUUCAAUAAACCGAUUAUUAACGACAAGUAAAGGGAAUUAAACGCACGUUAAGACUUGAUCGAAGCCAAAAGAAGCUAAACCCUAACAAAUCAAUGUAAAUCAUGUAAUUAACGAAUUGAACUGAUGAAUGAGAGCAAUGUACAAUUGAGGACAGGGAUAAGGGCCUCGUGCAUUCUCCAGACUCCAGAAAAUUAAUAUAAGAUGUUUUUACACUUUUAUCACUGCCAUAUUACGAUGAAUAAUAAAAAAAAUAGUUUAAUUGCUCCAGAACCCAGUUCAUCCCACAAUUGUACAUCAGUAUUUAACACUAUUAUUUAUUUAUCGAUAAUUAUUAUACAGAGAUAAUUAAAUAAAUGAUCUUUUUAUAAGUUAUAAAUAGUUUAAAAUAUGUGGGAAUUAUUGCAGAAAUCCUGAAAAUUCCACGUUGAAUUCUCAAUUACAGAAUAAUUACAAUAAUUACUUGUAAUCAAAAAAUAAAUAUUUCAUACCAAAAUUUAUUUUUUGUCGACGGAUUUUGCGGAGAAAAUUGGGGGAUCCAUCAUAGAGAAGAAAUUGUCGAGAGGAAUUUCGAGUGCCAGCAGGAUAUUUUUUUUUCAGGAACCGCUACCAAUGGUACGUGCAGAAAUUAUUUAUCGGUAUCGAUGUGAUUUUAUUACUGCAUAUUUUAUGUACGUAACACUGAUUCAAUGCUCAAUUAUUAAUUUCUCCAAGUAUUUAUCUUAUAUUAAUUAAUUAAACAUAUUAAUAUGUUUGGAUUAAUUUUGAAUGAUUCGCGAACACAAAAUAUC
This is a messenger RNA of Fopius arisanus, 10384 nucleotides long. It is a transcript of the gene wb, whose product is annotated as wing blister. The transcript is spliced from 23 exons. The record is from RefSeq and is a predicted model, not a curated record. Gene Ontology annotation, biological process: tissue development; animal organ morphogenesis. Bases 608 to 9604 code for a protein of 2998 amino acids. Lineage: Eukaryota; Metazoa; Arthropoda; Insecta; Hymenoptera; Braconidae.